This is a messenger RNA of Diutina rugosa, 4881 nucleotides long. It is a transcript of the gene RIM15, whose product is annotated as protein kinase. The record is from RefSeq and is a predicted model, not a curated record. Gene Ontology annotation, cellular component: cytoplasm; nucleus. Lineage: Eukaryota; Fungi; Ascomycota; Pichiomycetes; Serinales; Debaryomycetaceae. Gene Ontology annotation, biological process: peptidyl-serine phosphorylation; phosphorelay signal transduction system. Bases 1 to 4881 code for a protein of 1626 amino acids. The transcript has a single exon. Gene Ontology annotation, molecular function: ATP binding; protein serine/threonine kinase activity.
AUGAGUGGUGCCGGAAACGACUUGGGGAUGUUCCAACACCCCCGGUUCGGUAAAAAGGAAGAACCCGACGACCUGGAGCGCCUGGUCCUGCCCUGCGAAGUCGACCCUAAUGCUCCCCAGCCGUUCGAACCAAAGCUAGCCGCCGCCACCGCCGCCCAAAUCGUUCAGGUCCCGAGCACUACCGACGACGAGCAGGAUUUGCGGACGGCGCUGUCGAAUAACCCGACGAUGAUCAUGGAGCUCGACAUGGACGGCAAUGUCCGCUACUUGCUGAGUAAUUGGAACAAGAUCGUCGGCACCAAGUCGAAAAAGAUUGUCGGCAAGCCCAUCGCCAAUAUCAUCGUCGCCAACACCCCGGAGGACCUGACGGUGUUUCAGGAUGCCAUAGCCAAGAUGAUCGCCGACGACUGCAGCUAUAAAGUGAAGUUCGUCACCGCUACCGGCGACGGCGACGCCAACGACGAGAGCACUACCAGCUCGCAACACGGCGAGGGCGAAGGCGACGACGAUGACGACACUGAGAUCGCCAGCGUCUCACAGCAGUUGGCGAUGAAACUGCCGUCGCCACCGCUGCUGCCGUCACCCCAGCCGCCGCUGCCGUCGAUGCUGCUGAUCCUGCUGAAGCUUCUGAACGACGGUGAUAUCAUUGAGCUUGAAGCUCAAGGGAUCCUCAUGCGCACGGGCAAAGACGACUACCUGAUGUGGACGGUAAAGCCAGUGGUGUUGUAUAAUGUUGACUUGGCCAUUCCUCAACCGCUUAUCGAUAUUCUCGGGGCGGGACUGGAACUCUUUGAAGGCUACUUAGUCCAGCUCCGCGAGCUUGGCGUCGCCAACGAAGAGACUAUCCCCCCUCCUAAAACCGUACUUUGCCGCAUCUGUGAAAAUGAGAUCCCCGCAUGGUUUAUCGAGCGCCAUCUGGACCUCUGUGUUGUCGAACACCGUGCCGACGACGAUAUUCAGGAAGCCCACGACGCGUUAUGCGAACAGCGCCACCUCAUCUUGGCAAUCACCGACCUGCUCGCCCACGGCUUGCUGCUGCUGCCGCUGCCGCUAGCCCUGCUGGAGCUGAUAGCGUCGGCACUGCUGCUGCUGCUGCUGACACUGUCAUUCGAACUCAUCCAGGAAUACAAAGGUAUCCCCCUUCCUUCCGUACCCCGUACUCCGGGAACAGUACAAACGCUGCUGCCGCUACGACCGCUUACUCACCAACGACUGCGAUCGCAACUUAUUGGCCUUAAAAAGUUCCCCUUUGGUCUCUUAGCUCGCCUCGUCGAUAUCUGCGAAGAAGCGAUCCAAAUCAACCCGCCUCUGACAGCUACCGACGGCGAGAUCUCGCUCUCUCCUCCGUCAGAACACCAUAUGAUGGCGGUGGCCCAGGCGACGCCAAUGGAGCUGCUGGACCCCGCCAUGGUGGCGAUGAUCGCCGAUACUACUGCCAUGGUGGCCGAGAAGGUUGCCGCCGUUGAGCGCAUGGUGCGAGCCCUUCGUUACCUGGAUAGAAUCAAGUGUCAGGUGGACGACCUUGUGCUUGAAACCGUCAGCGAUACUUUGUCCCAGAUUCGCCACCAGUCCCUUGCCCUGGAAGGUGAACUUAGUCGCAAAGUAAGUCACCGCGAGAGCGACCUGCUGGCGCUGAGACUGCGUCAAGGUUCUCAAAAGACGUUAAAAGGACUGCGCCAAGGACUGGUGCUUCUGCGGUCGCUGAGUGUGCCGAGACUGGACUCCGCCGGCAAAGUGUCCACUGUGGCCCACCAAGCCGGUAACGUGACACCGCUGUCGCCAGCACUGUCGCUGCCACUCUCACGCCCUCCACUGGACCGAGAACUGCGAGGCCGCCAGGACCCCUUACCCACGCUGGGGCUCGCCUAUUCUCGUGUGUACGAACUGCCGCUGCCUACACAAACAGGACCGAUGAUUUCCACACCCAUUGCCCCAACCCCUAAAGUGGCCAGUGCCCCAUUAAACUUUGACCAUCACCACGAGCCGACGUCAACACCACAAUCAAAGCUCUUACUGGAGUUCGAGUACGCUAAGCUGGUGACUCCUAAUGACAUCUUGCAACGCCUGCGACCACUGCUGCGCCCCCCACUGCGACCACUGCUGGAACGGCUGCUGGACGCUAACUUGGUACCGCCGCUGAACCUGCUGCUGUUUCUGCUGCCCCGUCGGCGGAUGUCGCCCAUACCCUAUGGAGAUAAGACUAAUUUGCUGCUGCUUCAACGUUCGGGUCCAGGAGCUCCUGGACUGAUGAUUGGCGGCUCCGUAGCGACCCCAUUGGGAUCACCUCAUAUCGGAGCGUCUCGUGGCGAUCUGCUUGACCUGACGCUGAAUAUUCCACCCUUACCACCUGCUGCCACUAAACGGACGCUGCUGCUGGGUCUGGGUCUGCUGUUGGCAGUAGCAUCCACUCUGUUAUCUAAGGGUCAGGCCAAACCGCCAUUGUCGCCGUUGCUUGUCACCAGUGCUCCCAAAGCAGCACCGUCUCCUGGCGGUAUUCGUGACUAUACUGUGGUGAAACCGAUCUCCAAGGGGGCAUUUGGACUGGUAUUCUUAGCCAAACGCAAACGGGUAGGCGAAUACGUCGCCAUUAAGUGUUUGAAGAAAACCGAUAUGAUCGCUAAGAACCAGAUUGUCAACGUCAAACUGGAACGGGCGGUGUUGAUGAAACAAGCCAAUCUGCCCUACGUCACCCAGUUGUAUCUGACGUUCCAGCUGAAAGAGUGGCUCUACCUCGUGAUGGAAUACUUACCCGGUGGUGAUUUGGCGAGCCUUGUGAAGAAUUUAGGGACUAUUGGCGACUGGGCGUGUAAUCUUAUCGCUCAGAUCGUCGUGUGUGUUGACGAUCUCCACCGGCGAGACAUUAUCCACCGUGACUUGAAGCCCGAUAAUAUUUUGAUCGAUGCCCAGGGCCACCUCAAACUUACUGACUUUGGGCUUUCCCGAAUGGGGGUGGUGGGCCGUCAACCUGGUCGCGGCCGACCUCGCACGCAGGACCACCUGCCGCGGCCGUCAUCAUCGUCAAUCUCGUGGCUGCCGGUGGUCGACGCCAGGAACGCCCCUUCGCUGCCGACUUUACUGUAUGUCGACCAGUUCGCUCAACAGUUGCCGCCGUUACGGCUGAAAAUCAAAGGCGAUGGAAGAGCUGACCUUAAGGAUACCCCCGCAUUGAUGCGGACGCUGCUGGAAGCGCUGCUUUCGCUUGUUGAAGACGAGUUCCCCGUGACCACGAACCCACCGACGCUGAUCACGCUGUUCACCCUUUACGACCCGCAAAAGGAUCACCAAAUGUCUCGCUUUGUCGGUACUCCUGAUUACUUUGCUCCGGAAACGAUUAAAGGUGAAGGUCAGCUGGAGGCGCUGGAUUGGUGGCUGAUUGGGUGUAUAUUAUUCGAGUUUUUAUUUGGUACGCCUCCGUUCCACGCCUCCACUCCCGACCAUGUGUUCGCUAAUAUCCUCGCCGGCGACAUCGACUGGCCUCCGCUUUCACCAGAAGAUAUGGAUCAUUAUUGUCCUCCUGAAGCUCGUGAUUUGAUCACCAAACUCUUGGUGGAAGACCCCGAGCAGAGACUUGGUAGUGGUCUGGCGGAGGAGAUCAAGCUGCACCCUUACUUCAAGGAUAUCAAUUGGGAUACGCUUUUCGAAACUCCCGGUCCAUUUGUCCCACCUGUCGACGACCCGGAACUGACGGACUACUUUGACCCUCGCGGUGCCGAGAUGAUGCAGUUCCCUAUGGACGGGCUUGACUCGCAGGAACCCGAGCUGUUUGAGCCGUUGAACCAACUAGGGGCGCUGGCGUUCCACCAGGGAAGGGCCCGGCGCGGGCUGAGGCUCGCCGACUCGCUGGAGUUCGGCCUGUUCUACUUCCGCAACUUGGCCGUACUUGAAAAGGCGAAUAAAGACGCCAUCAACCGUUUGAAGAACGAGCACAUGGAGCACCGACUGCUGUUCCUGCUGACAGGUCUGCUGGUGGUGCUGGCGGGCGAACUGCCAUUGACCAGUCACGGCAGUCGCCAGCGAGAGCUGAGCUUUGGCCAGCUUGUCUGUGCCAGUCCCGGAGCCAAUUGUCUGCCGUUUAAGCGUCCCAUUUCUCCCGUUCCUCCACCCCCGAUGUUCGACGAGUUGAAGUCAGACCCUACUACUCCUGCCGGUACUGGUCCUCCCCAAAUACCGCCACAGGGGUUCCUGACGACGCUGCCGGCUCCGUCGCCGCCUACGUACAAGCACGAGCGCAUGGAGCUGAUCUUGUCGAACUACUCGCUGGGCGACGACCUUCUGUUCGAUAAAGAUAUGGUGAUGGGUGUCCACCGCCAUCUGAGCCACCCAUUCAACUUGUUACGUGAUCUGCCGGUAACGCUGGACCUGGAAGAGACGAAACUGCUGGCUUUGCUCCGAGUGCACAAGCGCCGUCAACUGUACCGCAGAGCCGCUCUGUCUCGCCAAGGGCUGUUUAGUGCCGAUGCGGCGGAGCCAGUGGGGUUAGGGCUUGGAUCAUGGCACUCUCAGUUCGACGUGCUUUACUGUGAGCCGCUGGCGCUGGUACGGGCGGCCACAACACGCGUGCUUGAACGCCACGGGUGUCUUGUUGUCGGUGUUGGUGAUGGUGACGAGCUUGUACGCCGCGCCACCGGCCAGGUGAAGUUUGACCUUAUCAUGACGUGUAUGAAGUUGAAUAAAGUCGGGGCUAUUGAAGCCGCUAAGUUGAUCAAGUACACCACCGGCGCCAACACCACCACCCCCAUAGUGGCGGUGACGGCCUACGGCGACAUUGCGAGAGAACUGGGAGUGUUUGACGACGUAUUGGAUAAGCCCAUUGACGACGGCAAAGUGGCCAGGUGUUUGGCUCGGCUUGUCUCUGCCGACGACGCCAUCGAGUCCGAUUAG